Messenger RNA from Drosophila novamexicana, 11578 nucleotides. RefSeq lists its product as uncharacterized. The record is from RefSeq and is a predicted model, not a curated record. The coding region runs from base 112 to 11529 and encodes 3805 amino acids. The transcript is spliced from 9 exons. NCBI's taxonomy places the organism in Eukaryota, Metazoa, Arthropoda, Insecta, Diptera, Drosophilidae. Gene Ontology annotation, molecular function: protein binding.
UAUUGAAAAUGACAAAUAACUAAAAAUUUUACAAGAAAAAAUUGCUUUUGGAAUAACCGUUUACAACGCUAUUUAUGGCUGCAUUGUAAUAAAUUUAAUGCUAAAUGUAUAAUGUCGCUGGAUGGCGCCCAAUUAAACUAUGUAAAUGCCGCUGGCACUACAGUCGCAUACACAGCGAAAGGACGUAACUUCAAUGUGGGCUCCUUUUUGGGCUGCGAUUUGGUGCUGCCCGAUGCCGAGCGCAUUCACUGCGAGAUACAAUGCGACGCCUUUGGCAGGGUAACCAUCUACAAUCACUCUAGCAACCAGCCAAUCCUGCUUAACGAUCAGAUUGUCCAGGUGAAGGCCAAGCGUCCACUGCUGCAUGGCGCACGCAUUCAAAUACUAAAUGAAUCAUAUACUUGGCAUUUUCCCAAAAGUGAAGAGGCUAACACACCGGACCGACCGCCACCGGAGCAGGCGCCAAAUUCAUCGCCCAGUUUGAAAGUGAGUACACGUCGUCAAUUCGACAAUCGCCUCACCGUCCACAAUUUUCGAUAUUCAAUCAAUUCGGACGAUGAAGGCAACACAUCGAUUGAAUCGCGCGAACUGGAGCUUAACACAAGCAGCAAUGCAGCAAAGCCUUCAGUUGUGGCAGAGCCGGAACGCUGUAUAACACCACCAGCCAAAGAAGGUGACGAUACGAUGCCCAAAGUGAAUCUGCUAGAGGCGACACAGAAUAAGGAGAACACCAGCACGCCCUGUAAUAAGUUAAUGUUACAGUUGUGUGCCCGGUCGGAUGUGGUAGUCACAUCCUUUUCACCACGCGAAACGGGCGUCAAGAUUGAAAAGUCCUUCACGCGCAUCAUGAAACCCAGUACAGCAAUCGGACUGCUGUCCGCGGCGGCAACGCCGAAAAGCGUCUAUAAUACGCCGAAGAGUGUGCUCUCCGAGCAGAACGAUGAUAGCUGCAGUCGUGAUCUAAUGGAGUUCAGCACGCCGUCCACAUCGAAAAAGGCUCUGACUGGCAAACGUCCAUCAUCCAUGUUUCUAAUUGAUUUGACAACGCCGCAACGGUUGCGGCCCACAUUAGCCGUGACUCCCAAACAUACGCCCGGCAGUGCUGGCAUCAUUAGUGUCGACUCCACAGAUGAAUCCUCUGAUGCUUCACCGCUGGUCAUAGACAUAACCAACUCGUCCACGCCUUCAUCAUCAAAACAACAGCCACGUCUGUUGGCCAAAACGCCCAAGGGGGAGUUGCUGGCGGCCGCCUCCACGCCGAAGCGUACGCCGCAAUCGCUGAUGAAACGUGCACUGAUCACCAGCGCCAAGAAGCAAUUGCCAACACCUAACAGCAAACGCACUACGCCGGCGGCAACGUCGAGCAGGCAGUCGCUCGAGGCACGUCGUCAGUGCCUGACCGCGCCACGACGCCUGCCCUUCCACCCGCAGCCGCAAUGGCGCACUGUGGGCCGUCGUCAGCAGUCCGGAGUGCCCACUAAAGCACCGCUGACAUCACCACGCAAACGCCAGUCUGUAUGCUUAAGCAGUCCGCGCGACAACAAAAUCUCGCAGGUGCGCAAAACACUGGCCGCCGCCGCCAAGCUGAGUCCCGGCAUGGGUAUGAGUAAUAAGCUGGUGGCCAGAGCACGUCGUGCUCUUAACUCGCCCAAGCAAAAUUCACCGCAGCGCAUCGCCUCGCCCAAAGUUGAUACGGCGCAGACAAUAGAAGCACCAGACCUUGCAGCCAAUGAAACCUUUACAACAGACCUUGAACUGAAUUCUUCGGCUGAGCUGAGUCGCACGUUUACCAUAGAUGAUAAUGGCGCAAAUGUGGAGCAGCCCAUGAAAGCAGCAGCUUUGGAGGCAGUGGCUGCUUUAAUAAACGAUGAAGAUAAUGGAAAGCCCUGCCUAGUUGGUUUGCUGGACAGGAGUGUGGAUAACAGCAAGCAGCUAGAUGCUUCUCUUAAUGAACGCCAAAGUAAUGGCAAUGCUGCACGAUUGGAGCUUAAUGAGAGCAGCACAGAAAUAGUGUCUGUAGCAGGCACCAAAGAUAUCGAAAUUUCCAGAGCAAACAGCGAAAACAGUGAGCCCGUGAAUAAGACCCAUGAUGAAACGGAAAAUCAUGCAAUAGACAGAACCUUUGAUGCAAAUGGUUUUCAGGAUUUGCCUGCAGAUAUUUGUAUUGAAAACAAAAAUAACGAACCCCUGAAGACAGGUGUGGGGCAUUCGACAAUAGUUGAGCCUACAAAUGAGAGUUUAAUUCAGGAGGAGAAUCUUAAACCGGUUGAGAAGAAAGGUACCAGCCAUGAUAAAUCUAUUAGAUCACAAGAAACAGACCAGGAAUUGGUUGAGGAUCUACACACUGUAAGCGUGUGCAAUGUGACAACAGUUGAUGUUAUUGACGAUAGCAUCUGCGAGGAGGUCGCCACAACAACAACAUAUCAAGAAGCUGAGGAUGGUAUUACAGACCUGCACCUAGCUGAGGACGCCAUUUGCGAGGAGGUGCCCACCAGCGAAGAGAAUGCUGCCCCAGAUAAUGAAUCUAGGCAUUUAUUUUAUGACAGUGUGGACCUGAGCACAGGGUAUUUUUCAUAUUUUUAUUUUAUGAAUACAGAUUCGCCAGAGGAAGGUGUGGAACAGAUUGCACCGUCAGGAAAAACACCAAGACGCAGCAUGCGACGCCUUUCAGUGGAACAGAGUGCAGUCGGCUUAACGACCAGACGCAGCGUUCGCCGCGCCUCCAUGGAGGCCAACAACAAGCUGCAGCAGUGCAGCAAGCCCACACGUCGUGCCUCGUGCUCGGCGAGUCUGGAAAAUCAUGUAAACGUCAUGGCUCCCGCCACGCCCAAACGUAAGAGGCGCCUCACGGAGGAGCUGUCUACGCCAACUCGCAAAUCGCUACGCUUCCCAACCCAUACACCGAAGCCAGCAGCGGAAGUGGAUGAAUCAGUGGGCGACAUGGGCGUCAUAGUAGAAGAGGAGGAUCCACAACAGAUAGAAGCUGAUAAAUUUCCGGCGGAUGAAGAUUACGGCAAUGAAGUGACAGCUGAUGCGGAUGAACCAGAUAAAAUUGACUACCAUGGCAUGCGGGAACUGUUGAAGACGCCCAAAAACUGCAGCACACCGCGUUUCAAGGGACUCCGCGAAAUGAUGCGCACACCCAAGGUGCCCAAUUCGCCCAUACUGGGCAACAUUGAGGAGCUACUGGAAUCUAAUUCAAAUGAUGCAACUGCCACGCCCAAACGUCAACAAACUGUUAACCGUAUUAUAUUGGAGCUGUCACAUGCUGCAGCGCCGGGCGAUGCACAUGACUUGUAUUUCAAGACGCCACGUGGCAAGAAUCUAAUGAUACCAAAUGAGCCCGCCAGCGCUGUGCUGAAAACGUUUGAGAAUUCGCUGGCCACCACCACUGAAUACGAUUUGAAUGCAACAAAUACUACGUUGCACUUGGAUAAAAUCUUUGAUGAUGUGCUAACUACCGAAGCAACAAAUCCCGUCAUCACUGUCGAGGACUCGGAGGCCGAGAUAAACGUGACUGCUGUUAGCGUAGCUAAUACUACUGCUCCGGAUCCGUUGUCCACAUCUGUAGCAAGAGCCGAGUCUGUGGAACCGAGUGACAGUAUAAACUCCGAGGCGCUGAUGACAAUUGCUAACAUUGAUGCCAGCAAUCGGGAUCCCUUAACAAGCACCGCAUUUAAGCCUGGCGCUGGAGGGGAACUUCAAAUGAGUGCGCUGAUCGAUGACCGUUAUUCGGAUAUAGCUAAAUCUUCGGAAAUUUGCGAAGUGAGCGGCAUACAUCUACUCGAUCAAACAUCGGAUUCCAUGUUCUCUGAGCAACUAAUUGUUUCCGGCGUGGACUCGUGCGAUGUGACAUUGGAGGAAACAAAGGCCACGGGUCGAGUAAAAUUGCGUACACCCAGGAAAGAGAGGCUAGAAGAAUUUUCUGAUACGGAUUCAAUGGUGGGUCUGACUGAGCCUCUAGUACUCAGCGACGAUGAGGAUGAGGUGGAAGUUGUACCAGAUGCCAAUGAGCAAUUAGAGAAGCCAAAUGUCAACAAAUCUGUCGUUCAACUAGAAAAAACUCAAUUUGAACAGGAGCAUUCUCAUCAUGUAUCUAUCCAAGAACCGGCACAAGAUAAAUGCGAUUUUGAUAUAGCUGAGAACUCAUCAGUCAAGGAGCAAGACUGCAUUGAAAAUAAAUCAGCUACCUUAGAUAAUUCUCAGAAAAAUGGCCAGGAAACUGAAGUCUCAAUUGUCGAAGAACUAUCAGUUCAACUUGAAACAUCAAAUCAAACCGUAUCCCAGAUUAAUCUGGAGGCAACGAACAUAGACGUAACGGUUUCUCAGAUUGAUAUCAAAAGAAAGUCUACAAUUUAUACUAUUAAUGUUAGCCAGGAUGAACUUAACACAAGCUUAGAAGAAUCUUUCGAACACGAUCUAAGCAAAGUACAAGACGAGUCCACGAAUGAACAGAAUGCUUCAAACGCAGCUGAAGAAGCGUUGCGUCAAGAUAAAACUGAAGCUCCAGACGUGUGCGAAGAUGAGUCCAUAAUAGAAAUGAAUGUUGGGGAAAUGAAUAAAUCAAAAGUUAAUGACAAAAAUAAAGACGUGCAGUUCAAUAAAACUCAAGAUAUUGAGCAACUAGAAAAUGAACUGCAAGCCGUCGAUACACCUUUCGUAGAUUUAUCGAUUGCCACUAAUGAAAAAGAAGAAGUUCUGGAAUGUGAACUCUCCUGCAAAGGAAAAGGCGAGUUUCGAAAAGAGAAAAGUCCAGAGCUUCAAUUAAAUGUAUGCAAAGAAUCCCUGGAAAAUGACUUGGCAAAAGAUACAAAUGAAGCCGAUAUACCGGGGAAACUUGAAGCCACAAAUGCGCAAGUGUCAAUUCUGGAAGAAGCGACAGCUCAGCCUGAAAUUAUAGAGUCCAAAGAAACCGCAAUAAGUUCCACAAGCGCAUCUAGGAAAACUUUUGAUGUACAAGCUGAGGAACUUACAAACACACCAGCUGAUGAGAAGGCAAUUGUUAGAAAUGUAACUAUUACAGUCGAUCUAGAAGAGUCCGUGAUUGAAUUGGAUGCCUCUGUACUAGAAGAAGCAGACAUUCUAAUUGAACAAUUAGAGGAGCAAAUUCCAGAGAUUGUAAUAACAUCGCCCAGUGAGAUACUAGAUUCAAAUGAAGCUGAGGUGGAAACUAUUCAACUUAAUGAGUUGUUGAUUGAAAUCAGUGCCUCAACGGUGGCUGAAACUGAAUCCAAAGGCGAGGCUACCUCUAUCGAAGGUGAGCCGGAAGUGGAGAUGAAUGCCUCAGCAGGCAAAUCAGUUGUUCAAGAAGAUAUCCAAGAACCUAACCCAGGAUCUGCCGAAGAAUUGUUAAACCAAUUGAAUUCCACUGAUCAACAUGAAGCGCUGCUUGCUUUUGAAGCAUGCAGCGAAUCUGACAAUGGGGAAAAGAAGGCACAAAUACAACCGCACGAGAGGAAAUCCGUCGAAUCUGAAGUGCUCUCUGAGGAAUCUGGUGCUCUAUCUAUCCUUGAAAGCAGUACAACCAAUAAGAAUGAGUCGAAAGUUCAGCUUGAUGAUGAAAACAAAAAUAAAUUUAAUGCGUCGUUUGAUGACAUCCUGCCCAGAUCUUCCGAAGAAUCCUCAGUGGACACGAACGAAGCUCCUGCUAUUGAGGCUUCCGCCAAUGUAGAUGCGCCACUGAUUGAACCAGAUGCAUCUGUUGUAGGCGAAGGCAAUAAAAAUAAGCAAAAUGUCAAUGAACAGGUUAGCGAAACAACCGAAAAAUCAAUGAUUGAUAAGGAUAAGAAUACAACUCAACUUGAUGAGGAAGUCACGAAUGUAGAUGAGUCCGUCAUCGAAUUAAAUGCUUCAGUUUUAGCACAAACUGAUAAUACUUUGGAUGAACCCCAAAUACAAGCACCGGCUCCAUCUGAAGUCAUGAAUGUAGAUGUGUCGUUGAUGGAACAGAACACAUCAGUUGUGGGAGAAACGGAUAAUGUAAGCAAACAACUUAGUGGAGAAGCUCCUGAAAUGAUGGAAGCAUCUGCUGAAAGAGCUUCGACUGAGGCUACUGACGCACAUGAAAUGCAAGUCACUGAUGAAGCUUUCGAUGAGUCUGUUGUUGAAUUGGAUGCUUCAGUUGUAACAGCAAAUGAAAUUCUAUGUUCAUCAGAAAAAGCGUCAGUGGAAGCUUCGCACAAAGAUAAUUCCUUAUUUACAUCGAAUGCAGAGACGGAAGGACAGGAAUCUCUUGAAAUACACAUAAACGAAAACCAGACGGAAGAAGAAAAUACGACCAAUGACAAACAAGAUGAGCCGAAAGAGGAAAUUCCACCUAAUAUAGAAUCUUUAGCUCAAAUCCACGACAUAGAAGAAACGGUGGAUACUGUUUCAGAUGCGUCAACAGCGAAUGCGUCAGAUCUUGAGAAACCUGAUGAGGUCUCGGCAGAUAUAAAAUCUGACCAUGAAACUUCAGCUCACAACCAAACAAUCGAUACAUGCGAAGCUGGAACUGACUUUAUUAAAGAAAAUGAAAAUCCACUGGCAAAAGCAAGCCCGGUUCCAGAAUCAUCAGUACAGGCUGAAGAGUCAAAUACAAACUUAGAUGACACGGCUGAUAAUGUAUCAGAAAAGGACACCGAAGAAGGAAAAUCAAAUCCCGUCGCAGAGUCUAUAGACGUACAGGUUGAGGCUUCAAAUUCCAUUUUGAAUGAAUCCGCCUCAAGUGAAGCCAAAACGGAUGAAAAUGAGACUGCUGAAGCUGCGCCUGACAAAGAACAUGGAGUUCAAGUAGAAAGUAGUCAAGUUCUUGACCAAGUUAAAGCUGCAAGCACUGAUCAGUCGGAGCUUAAUGUAGUAGCUGAAAGUGAUCAGACCACGCUUGCCGAGGAAGAGUCUUCUGAAGAAUCAGAAACAGUUGAGGCAGUCAUUAAUUUGGAUGCCAGCUGCGCGCCUGGGAGUAAUCCUGAAUCUGUAGCAGAUAAUCCAAUUGAUGAAAGCGCUGAUCAGUCGGAGCUAAAUGUAAUAGCUGAAAGUGAUCAGAAGAAGCCCACAAUUGCCGAGGAAAAGCCUUCUGAAGAACUAGAUAACCUUGAGGUAGUCAUUGAUUUGGAUGUCAGCUGCACAGCUGGAAAUGAUCCUGAAUCUGUAGCAGAUAAUCCAAUUGAAGAGGGCGUUGAUCAGUCGGAACUAAAUGUAAUAGCGGAAAGUAAUCAGAAGAAGCCCACGAUUGCCGAGGACGAGGCUUCUGAAGAACCAGAAACAGCUGAGGCAGUCAUUAAUUUGGAGAAUGAUCCUGAAUCUGUAGCAGAUAAUCCAAUUGAACAAAGCUUAGCAAUGGAUAAAGAAGAGCAGUCGAAAGAUUUUUUGACUGGCGCUGAAGAAUUUUUAGGUGAAGAAGAAUUGGCUGGACAGCAUGAUAAAGGAGUUGGUAAAAUGACAGAACAACCGAACGUCGCACAGAAAACUGAACAAUCCGAAAAAGCGGAAGAUAUUAUUCCAAUGGAAGCAGCAGAAGAGAUAAAUUUAAGCUCGUCUCAAGUGGAAAGCCUAGACAAACUAGAUGAGGAUGAGGUGGAGAAUACUGAAAAGGUGCCUGCUGAAGUUUUACCUGUUGAAAACGAGGCGGUAAUUGAAUUGGAUGAUUCCACAGUUGACUCCAGCUCUGUAGCUGCGACUGUGAUUGAAUUAGAUGAUUCUACUACAGCAGAUUCCAACUCUAUUGCUGAUGCAACAGUUAUUGCACGUUUUGAUGAAGCGGUUAUAGAACUGAAUGAUUCCUCCACUGACACCAACUCUGCGCUGGAUAAACAAAGUGAGGAUACAAAAACUGAAUCUCCUCUUGGAUCACCGCCAAUGCAAGUCGCAAUCGAAUUGCCUGAAGAUAGCAGUUCGAUUUCGAAUAUAGAAAAUGUCGAUGCAGUAUCAAAUGACAAUUUAAAUCAAGUAACAGUUGAUGAACAAGUAGGCGACGGGUCCGAACGGCAGGCAGUCUCUGAACAAGUUCAAAUAGAGGCAGUAGAUACUGAAGCCCAGAAAGUAAACGAAGCUGAAAAUUUGGAGAACAAAAUGGAGGAAGAGCCAAAGAAAGUGCGACGUGGCCGCAGGCCAUCAAUUCUUGUGGAAACCGAAGCUGAACCUUCCGAACCGAUGUCUACCAAACGUGGCAACAGAAACGCAACACCUACUGUGAAGGAAGAAAGUUCCAAGCUGAUCGAACGCUUGUCAAUAGAUGUGUUUGCCGAAAUUCAAGAUCAAGAAAUAAUUGAAAAAGCGGAAGUGCAGCAAAAUAAGGAUGUCGCGGAAGAUGUGAGUGUGACGAAUGUGAAAAAGGCACCAGAAGCUGAUGAUAAACCGAUGGAAAAGCCCAAGCGACAUAGACGCAAAUCUACGGCAGAGGUUGCGGAAAAUGAAAAGCAAGUGGAGAAAAUGCCGGCGACUGAACAGGAAAAGCCUAAGCGGCGUGGCAAAAAACUUGCCGCUGAAGUUUUUGAUACCCAAGAAGAAGGGAAAGCGGACGACAGGACUAAAAGGUGUGGACGUAAAUCUGCGUUGGAGACGGAAGAAAGUCAAGAAUCCGCUGAAAAGCAGGAAGCUGAAAAGAUCGCAGAAGGAAUCGAAAUCAAUACAGACAAUACGUCCGAUGAAACAAGCGAUUUAACCAAAACGACACGGCGGGGAAGAAAAUCAACAGUUGAUGUCGAAGUCGAGAAUAAUGUGAAAGACACAAUCGCGGAAGAAACCGUUAAGCAUAAUCCCAAACGCCGUGGUAGGAAACCAACAGUGCAUAUUGAAACGGUUGAGAAGGAAGUUGAAGUGACUAUCGCAGCAGGAGUUGUCACACAGGGAGAGAUGUCAGCCGAAGCGAGCGAUCUAAUCAAAACAAAACGUCGAGGGAGAAAAGCAACAGUGGAGGCAGUUGAAACGGAAUCCUCUGCAGAGCAGAAAGUGGAAGAAGCUAUCGAAGCAGAAAGUGAAACACAUGCAGAGAAGUCCGAUGAAGCAAACAAUCUGCCCAAAACCAAACGUCGAGGAAGAAAAGCUACGGAAUCCCCUGCAGAGCAGAAAGUGGAAGAAGCUAUCGAAGGAGAAAGUGAAAUGCAUGAAGAGAAGUCCGAGGAUGCAAACAAUCUGCCCAAAACAAAACGUCGUGUAAGAAAAGCUACAGUUGAGGCAGUUGAAACGAAAUCCCCUGACGUGAAGAAAGUGGAAGAAGCUAUCGAAGGAGACUCUGAAACGCAUGAAGAGAAGUCCGAAGAAGCAAACAAUCUACCCAAAACAAAACGUCGUGUAAGAAAAGCUACAGUUGAGGUUAAUGAAACUAAGGAGCAAGAGGAGAAGAUGAAAGAAGCACUUGUGGAAAAAACAGCAGAUAAGCCGGAUAAGCCGAGGACGAGACGCGGCCGAAAACCGACAACGGAUAUUGAAUCAAGGGAGACGCCAGCUAAAGAGAAACUCGUAGAAGAAAAAAAUGACUUGGACAAACACAAAAAACGUGGACAGAGACCCACCACGGAUAUUGACGAAACGCAUUCUCAAGUGGAAAAGGAAGAGGAGUCAACCGAUACAAAGAAGCCAAUGCGACGGGGACGCAAGCAUUCCGCUGAGGUUGAAGCUGAAGCGCCAGAAGUCGUGACAUCCGUAAAGCCCAUUGAGGAGCCAAUCAAAGAUAAGCCCAAACGACGCGUUCGCAAGGCAUCACCAGCAGAGGUGACAGAAACAACCGAAACAGCGGAACUGCCAGAGCGCAAACCCACGCGUAAUGUACGCAAAGCUUCAGCGGAAACUGUGGAGCAACAAGCUGCAUCAAAGGAUCAGCUUGCUAUAAUUGAAGAAGCAGCCGAGCCGGCGUUAAAGAGCAUGCGUGUGGACGAUCCAGUUGUAGCGGAGACGUCGUCCACUGUCAAAAAGCGUGGCCGACGUCCAUCUAUCCCUGCGGAAUCUGUGCAGCCAGCAACGCCAGCACAGGAGUUGGUCGUGGCAACCGGUUCACGGGAGAAGAGUGCAACGCGACGCGGACGCAAAGCCACAGCCGAUACAGAUGCGCCACCUGAGACGGCCGAGCUUAAGCCAAAGCGACGCGGUCGUAAGGCAUCGGACGAUGGAAUGCACUCGGAUGAAACGUCGCAGGAGCCAGCAGAGAAACAAGCUAGGCGUGGUCGCAAGCCCAGCGCUGACGUAGAGCACAAAGUUGCCGCUGAAGCAGAGCCACCAGUCGAAAAGAAACCCCCAAGACGCGGUCACAAACCUUCAGUUCAUAUGGAAACCUCAGUGGAGGAGCCGCCGCAGGCGAAGAAGGCAACCGCGCGUCGUGGACGCAAAGCCUCUUUGUCCACACCGGUUGAUGAGCUGGAACAGCACCUCGAUGUGCAGAAUUUGCCCGCGCAGCUGUCGGAACCAGCCAUAGUUGUUGUGGCUGCAUCGCCAAAAACACAGCUGCCAAGCUCAGAGGAUGAGCUAACGCCGCGACGCCGCGAAGGACGGAAUUUACCGCGCAAGAACUAUGACGAAACAUCGGAUGAGGAUAAGUUAGGCUCCUCGUCUCGCCGAGUGCGUAAACCUGCAGCCAGCAAGAUGGCCGCAACUACAGCUGCCAAAUCACCGGGUGGUGCAGGGACAUCGCCCAUACCAAAGCCCUCCACGCCGCUGCCCACCAAGCAAAAAACAAUCGCGGAGUCGAUUGUGGAGCCUGUGGCGCCACACACGCCCACUGGACAGACCAUCGUACUGCCAGAUCAAACAAGUUCACAGCGACGUGAGGGACGCAAUGUGCCGCGCAAGAAUUACAAUGAAACGUCCGAUGACGAAAAGCCGGCCACAUCGCGGGGACGUCGUGUCCGUCAGCCGACGGCCAAGGCACUGGAGCUUUUGGUGGAUGCAGCUACGCAACGUCCCGCUACGCCCAAGCGGCGCAAGGGCAAGGCUGCCGCUGAAGACGAAGCCGAACAGCCGCCAGAGAAAAAGGUCGCAGCGGAUGAGGCCACGCCUGUAGUAACCAAACCGCGUGGCGGUGCGCGGCGCAAGGCGCCUGAAGUGGAUGUUGGGGCCGAAGUUAUAGCCGCAGCGCCGACAGCAGCAGCCAAACGCGUUGCACACAGUCGCAAGGAGAGUGCCACCAGUCAACAUGAAGAGGCCGAUGUGGGUAAUGCGGAGCCAAAGCAGACGCCAGCAAAGCGCAAUGCACGCGGCGCUUCGAACGCACGCAAAGCCAAAGGAGCUGAGGCGGAGGCAGACGAGCAGCCGGCUACCAAAAAAGCCCGAGGCGGUGCACGCGCCAAGACGCCAGUCGUUGUGGCGGAGCCAACAAAGGCCAACAAUGUGGAGAUCGAUUCAACGGAGGUGCCGGCCACCAAGCGAGCACCGGCUGCACGUGGACGUGCUGCACGCACCACCAAGGCCGUCCAGGAAGUCGAAGAUGCGUCGGAGGCGCCGGCACCCACACGCGCCGGACGCGGUCGCAAGGUGCACUUUGAGACGACGGAAGAGGCAACGGUCCAGUCUGAACAAUCCGAGGCGCCCAAACGUGCCACACGCUCUCGUCGUAAAUAAAUCAACAUAUAUAUAUAAUUUUAACAUAUUUACAAUUCCGUUUAAAGUU